Molecule: messenger RNA, 417 nt
Organism: Suillus paluster
Lineage: Eukaryota; Fungi; Basidiomycota; Agaricomycetes; Boletales; Suillaceae
Exons: 3
Source: RefSeq, a predicted model, not a curated record
CUUUCACAAACUCCAUCAUGUUUACUUCCCGCUCCAUCAUGUUUGCGCUGAUCAGCUUCCUCGCUGGCGCCAAUGCGUGUGUACAGUGCCCAGCCACAGUGAGGGUCGGCGGUAGUACCAAGAAACUACGCGAUACCAACACACUCGACAAUUUCACAUAUUGCAACUACGAUGAUGUUACGCUCUACAGUUCCACUAUUUACUGUAUGUACCACCCCGAUAACGGCAAGUUGGUGGCAGAUCAAUUUGAUUUUUGUCCGGCUGCAGCAACUGUGAAGGAUCACUGCUGAACGUGAUGUGAAGAGGUGGGGGAGACGACACAUCCAACAGGAGGAGCAAUUUUCGUCUGCAGACAGCCAGGUGUAUGCCAGUACUUAGAUCAACAUCUGUUAUGAAAAUUGUGCAUUCCUUCUUGAC